AAUCCCCAUCACCCAGCGGUGUCUCCAUGAAGAGUGCUGUGUCUAUGGAGCCUCCUGAGAAUUUUAGUGGUGGAGUUUCAUCACCUCUACACAGGAACGACCCAGCUAUUAAAGAAUUCCAGAAAAAGUUCAAAUUAAAUCUGAUGAAAAAGUUUCAGUGUGUGAAUGGAGUGAUGAUGAACCUGGGAACCCAAACACUCCUGAAUGAGAUCUACACAGAGCUCUACAUCACAGAGGGAGACAGUGGAGAAGUCAAUAAAGAACAUGAGGUGAGACAGAUCGAGGCAGCAUCUAGGAGAACAACAACAGAGGAAACACCAAUCCAAUGCAAUGACAUCUUUAAGCCCUUAUCUGAACAAGACAAACCCAUCAGAUCUGUGCUGACAAAGGGAGUCGCUGGCAUCGGAAAAACUGUCUCUGUGCAGAAGUUCAUUCUGGACUGGGCUGAAGGGAAAACAAAUCAGGACCUCCACCUCAUAUUUCCACUUCCUUUCAGAGAGCUGAAUUUGAUGAAGGACCAGAAACUGAGUCUGAUGGAGCUCCUUCGUGUCUUUUUUAAAGAAACAAAAGAAACCGAAAUGUACAGUUUGGCAAAUGUUCUGUUUAUUUUUGAUGGAUUGGACGAGUGUCGUUUUCCUCUAAAUUUCCAGAACACAGUGAGAGUGUGUGAUGUAACUGAAUCUGUAUCAGUGCCUGUGCUGCUGAUAAACCUGAUCAAAGGGAAUCUGCUUCCCUCUGCUCUUAUCUGGAUCACUUCCCGACCAGCAGCAGCUGAUCAAAUCCCCUCUGAGUGUGUCCAUCGAGUCACAGAGGUACGAGGGUUCAAUGACCCACAGAAGGAGGAGUACUUCAGGAAGAGGAUCAGUGAUCAGAGCCUGGCCGAUAACAUCAUCACACACCUGAAGUCAUUAAGAAGCCUCUACAUCAUGUGUCACAUCCCAGUCUUCUGCUGGAUUUCAGCCGCUGUUCUAGAGAGAAUGUUGUGUGAAGCAGAGAGUGGAGAGAUCCCCAAGACUCUGACUCAAAUGUACACACACUUCCUCAUUAUUCAGAUAAACAUCAUAAGAGAAAAGUACUCAAAGAAGCAGGAAAGUGAUGAAGAAAUGCUUCUUAAACUGGGACAACUGGCUUUUGAGCAGCUGAAGAAAGGGAACCUGAUCUUCUAUGAGGAAGACCUGAGAGAGUGUGGCAUUGAUGUGAGAGAAGCAGCAGUGUACUCAGGUGUGUGUACGCAAAUGUUCAAAGAAGAGUUUGGGCUUCACCAGAGUAAAGUGUACUGCUUUGUUCAUCUGAGUAUUCAGGAACACCUCGCAGCUCUGUAUGUGCACCAGAUGUUCAUGAUGAAAAAGAAAAACACUCUCGAACAAAAUUUGCACACUCAAUGGAGGGCAAAAGUAACGGCAAUCUCAAGUGUCCACAAGUGUGCUGUAGAUGAAGCUUUAAAAAGUCAGACUGGACAUCUGGAUCUUUUCCUUCGCUUUCUCGUGGGUCUCUCACUGGAGCGCAAUCAGAAACUCCUACAGACCUUAGGAACAAAUACAGGAAGUAACUCCCUGAAUAUAAAGCGUUCAGUUCAGUACAUUAAAACGAAGACCAAAGAAGAUCUUCCUCCAGAGAAAUCCAUCAAUCUGUUCCACUGUCUGAAUGAACUGGAUGAUGAUUCUCUAGUAAAGGAAAUCCAACGCUACCUGCAAUCUGGAAAACGACGUAAACUCUCUUCUUCACAGUGGUCUGCUCUGGUGUUUGUGUUACUGACAUCAGCACAGGAGCUGGAAGAGUUUGACCUGAGUAAAUAUACCAGUGAAGAUAAAAUAACAGAAUCUCUUCUUUUGAAGGUGAUGCCUGUGAUUGCAGCAUCCAGAAAAUCUAUAAUCAGUUGUGGUUCAGUUGGAGUGAACGGUGUGUCAGCUCUGGUGUCACUGUUCAGCUCAGAAUCCUCAGGACUGAGAGAAGUGCAUCUGACCCUGGAAACACUCGAUCUGUCCAGGAAUAAAGUGGAAGACUCAGUAGUGAAGGAUCUCUCUGUUGUACUGGCGAAUCCUCACUUUAAAGUGGAGAAUCUGAGGUUGCAUGGUUGUGGUGUCUCAGAUGAAGGCUGUGCUGCUCUGAUUUCAUCUCUGAGAUCAAACCCCUCACACCUGAGAGACCUGGAUCUGUCGAAGAAUAAUGUAGGAGACUCAGGAAUGAAGUCUUUUUCCACUGUACUGGAGAAUCCUCUCUGUAAACCGGAGAUACUGUGGUUGGAGUCGUGUGGUGUCUCAGAUGAAGGUUGUGCUGCUCUGACUUCAGGUCUGAGAUCAAACCCCUCACACCUGAGAGAACUGAAUCUGUCCUAUAAUCAUGUAGGAGACUCAGGAGUAAAGUGUCUCUCUGCUCUACUGGAGAAUCCUCUCUGUAAACUGGAGAUACUGAGGUUGCAGUCUUGUGUCUCAGAUGAAGGCUGUGCUGCUCUGACUUCAGCUCUGAGAUCAAACCUCUCACACCUGAGAGACCUGGAUCUGUCCUAUAAUCAUGUAGGAGACUCAGGAGUGAAGUGUCUCUCUGCUGUACUGGAGAAUCCUCUCUGUAAACUGGAGACACUGAGGUUGGAGCGUUGUGGUGUAUCAGAUGAAGGCUGUGCUGCUCUGAAUUCAGCUCUGAGAUUAAAACUCUCAGACCUGAGAGACCUGGAUCUGUCAGGGAAUAAACUAGGAGACUCAGACGUGAAGUGUCUCUCUGUUCUACUGGAGAAUCCUCACUGUAAACUGGAGACACUGUGGUUGUAUAAUUGUGGUGUCUCAGAUGAAGGCUGUGCUGCUAUGACUUCAGCUCUGACAUCAAACCCCUCACACCUGAGAGACCUGGAUCUGUCCUGUAAUGACGUAGGAGACUCAGGAGUGAAGUGUCUCUCUGAUCUACUGGAAAAUCCUCUCUGUAAACUGGAGAGACUGAGGUUGUAUAAUUGUGGUGUCUCAGAUGAAGGCUGUGCUGCUCUGACUUCAGCUCUGAGAUCAAACCCCUCACACCUGAGAGACCUGGAUCUGUCCUGUAAUGAUGUAGGAAACUCAGGAGUGAUGUGUCUCUUUGCUGUACUGCAGAAUCCUCACUUUAAACUGGCGAGACUGAAGUUGUGUGAGUGUGGUGUCUCAGGUGAAGGCUGUGCUGCUCUGACUUCAGCUCUGAGAUCAAACCCCUCACACCUGAGAGUCCUGGAUCUGUCCUGUAAUGAUGUAGGAGACUCAGGAGUGAAGUGUCUCUCUGCUGUACUGGAGAAUCCUCUCUGUAAACUGGAGAGACUGAAGUUGUAUAAGUGUAAAGUCUCAGAUGAAGGCUGUGCUGCUCUGACUUCAGCUCUGAGAUCAAACCCCUCACACCUGAGAGACCUGGAUCUGUCCUGUAAUGAUGUAGGAGACUCAGGAGUAAAGUGUCUCUCUGCUCUACUGGAGAAUCCGCUCUGUAAACUGGAGAGACUGAAUUUGUAUGAGUGUGGUGUCCCAGAUGAAGGCUGUGCUGCUCUGACUUCAGCUCUGAGAUCAAACCCCUCACACCUGAGAGACCUGAAUCUGUCCUAUAAUAAUGUAGGAGACUCAGGAGUGAAGUGUCUCUUUGCUGUACUGGAGAAUCCUCUCUGUAAACUGGAGACACUGAGGUUGCAGUGGUGUAAAGUCUCAGGUGAAGGCUGUACUGCUCUGACUUCAGCUCUGAGAUCAAACCCCUCACACCUGAGAGACCUGGAUCUGUCCUGUAAUGAUGUAGGAGACUCAGGAGUGAAGCGUCUCUCUGCUCUACUGGAGAAUCCUCUCUGUAAACUGGAGAGUCUGAAGUUGGAGCGUUGUGGUGUCUCAGAUGAAGGCUGUGCUGCUCUGACUUCAGCUCUGAGAUCAAACCCCUCACACCUGAGAGACCUGGAUCUGUCCUUUAAUGAUGUAGAGGACUCAGGAGUGAAGUGUCUCUCUGAUCUUAAGGAUGAUGAACAUUACAAACUACAGACACUGAUUUUCCAUCGAUGAUGAACAUCUGUGUCAGUGUGAUGAAGACUCUGGUGUUCCUGUAUUUCCAUGUUGAAGAACAUUUAGGAGAUAUAACACAUUAAACAGACUCCAGAAACAUGAGUGUAUAAGUGUAUAAUGGUCUCUGAUCCCUGGAUUAGAUUCCCAGACCUCAAUCCCAUAAAACACCUGGAAGAUUAUCUGGAACAGCAUGUCAAAAACCACAUUAUCUUCAACUGGACUGAAUAUGAACAUGUAUUGUUGUUCUCACAAGGAUUUUUCCCGAAUAACUCACAGCUGGAUGGAGCAUUGUGUGUUCAUGAGGUAAUAUGGGGUCUGGGGGUUUUGUGCAUUAAAAUACAGUGAAGUCAGUUAAAGGCAUCAAUGCACAGAGAGAUGUACAGUAGUUGGAAUGUUCAACUUGAGACAGCUGGGAUAAGUGUUAAGAAGAAGCUACUACCACUUGCUGGUUAUUUUUUGAUUGUACAUUUAAAAAUACCCCCUUUACCAAUAAAAUUAAUUUUACACAGGUGAUUAAAGUAAAGUAUUACAUUUCCUGCUGUUUCAGGUGCAACUUCCUUCAUAUUUUGUAUGUGGAUGUUGAGGGCAGGGGUAGCUCAGUGGUUAAGGCAUUAGACUACUGUUCGGAAGAUCCCAGGUUCAAACCCCACAACCACCAAGUUGCCACUGUUGGGCCCUUGAGCAAGGCCCUUACCCUUAACUGCUCAAAUGUAUAAUGAGAUAAAAAAAAAUGUAAGUCGCUCUGGAUAAGAGCGUCUGCUAAAUGUAAAUGUAAAUGAAUAUGUGUACAUAGAAAUAUCUGAUCAGGGAUUAGAUCUGUAAUAAAAGACCUACUGGAUUCUGAUUAAUGCUUGUAAAGUGCCUGGGAUGUUACUAAAAUCAACACAUUUUGAGCGGACAAUAUGCUCUGAACAAAUACAGAAAUAGAAGCUUUUUAUCAUACUGCAGAAUUGUUUUGCCCACACAGAUCAAACAUUGAGCGCAGUGGAGCACAUCAUUGCUUAGUGUCUCCUAUCGGUCUAUCUAUCUAUCCAUCCAUCCAUCCGUAAUCAAAUUUUACAUUCCCAAACUUCCAAAUUAAUUACAUUUUUUGUCAUUUUUCAUCAUUCUGAAAUCUCACUGCAAUUAAAUUAUUU
Messenger RNA from Clarias gariepinus (North African catfish), 5125 nucleotides. Its product is annotated as NACHT, LRR and PYD domains-containing protein 12-like. Gene Ontology annotation, molecular function: protein binding. Bases 27 to 3989 code for a protein of 1320 amino acids. The transcript is spliced from 15 exons. Lineage: Eukaryota; Metazoa; Chordata; Actinopteri; Siluriformes; Clariidae. The record is from RefSeq and is a predicted model, not a curated record.